AUGGCGCAACUUCAAGUGCAGCAUCAGGCUCCAGUACCGGCACCGAAUGGUGUGGCGGCGGCGGCGAACCAGUUUGUGGCAACCUCUCUGUAUGUUGGAGAUCUUGAUCAGAGCGUGACCGACUCACAGCUCUAUGAUCUCUUCAGCCAGGUUGGCCAGGUCAUGUCAGUUAGGGUUUGUAGGGACUUGACCACCCACCGAUCUCUGGGAUAUGGUUAUGUCAACUACAGCAACACUCAGGAUGCUGCAAGGGCUAUGGACGUACUGAACUUCACUCCGCUCAAUAGCAGACCAAUUAGGGUCAUGUAUUCUCAUCGGGACCCUAGUGUCCGUAAGAGUGGGGCUGGGAAUAUAUUCAUCAAGAAUCUUGACAAAGCUAUUGACCACAAAGCUUUACAUGAUACAUUUUCUUCAUUUGGGACCAUUCUUUCUUGCAAGAUAGCUACUGAUUCUUCUGGUCAAUCUAAAGGCUAUGGUUUUGUUCAAUUUGAAAAUGAAGUGUCUGCACAGACUGCGAUAGAUAAGUUGAACGGCAUGCUUCUAAAUGAUAAGCAAGUGUAUGUUGGACAGUUUCUCCGCAAGCAGGAACGAGAAAGUAGUUUGAGUAAAUUAAAAUUUAAUAAUGUUUAUGUGAAAAAUCUAUGCGAGUCAACAGCUGAUGAGGAUCUGAAGAAAUUUUUUGGUGAAUAUGGACCAAUUACAAGUGCUGUAGUCAUGAAGGAUAGAGAUGGAAAGUCAAAAUGUUUUGGGUUUGUCAACUUUGAAAAUGCUGAUGAUGCUGCUAAAUCUGUUGAAGCACUUAAUGGCAAGAAGUUUGAUGACAAGGAAUGGUAUGUUGGAAAAGCCCAGAAAAAAAAUGAAAGAGAGAUGGAACUAAAGGGGAAGUUUGAACAGAGUGUUAAGGUAACUGUAGACAAGUAUCAAGGGAUGAAUUUGUAUAUUAAGAAUUUGGAUGAUAGCAUCAAUGAUGAAAAACUAAAGGAAUUAUUCUCUGAGUUUGGUACAAUCACUUCAUGCAAGGUUAUGUGCGACGCCAGUGGUAUUAGUAAAGGUUCUGGAUUUGUUGCCUUCUCUUCUCCUGAAGAAGCGUCUCGGGCCCUUGCUGACAUGAAUGGAAAAAUGGUUGUUAGCAAACCACUCUAUGUUGCAUUGGCGCAGCGGAAAGAAGAGAGGAGAGCAAGGCUACAGGCACAAUUUUCCCAAAUGAGACCUAUUGCCAUGACUCCUCGUAUGCCAAUGUAUCCACCUGGUGGCCCAGGGCUUGGUCAACAUUUUGUGUAUGGGCAAGCACCUCCAGCUAUGAUUCAUCCACAAGCUGGGUUUGGCUAUCAGCAGCAGCUUGUUCCUGGAAUGAGGCCAGGUGGGGGGCCGAUGCCAAACUUCUUCGUUUCAAUGGUCCAGCAGGGUCAGCAGGGCCAGAGACCAGGGGGGCGACGUGGAUCAGGACCUGUGCAACAACCUCAGCAACCUGUCCCACUUAUGCAGCAGCAGAUGAUGCCUAGGGGGGGACGCUCAUACCGUUACCUGCCUGGUCGCGACAUGCCUGAUGUUCAAGUGCCAGGUGUUGCUGGAGGGAUGCUUUCUGUUCCAUACAACAUGGGUGGCAUGCCAAUGAGAGAUUCUCCAGUAGGAAAACCUCUGCCUAUUACGGCAUUGGCUUCUGCCCUAGCAAAUGCAACACCUGAACAGCAGAGGACGAUGUUGGGUGAAAGUCUAUACCCCCUUGUGGACCAGUUGGAGCAUGAAGCUGCGGCCAAGGUCACAGGCAUGCUUCUGGAGAUGGACCAGACCGAGGUUUUACAUCUGCUUGAGUCGCCUGAUGCUUUGAAGGCGAAAGUUGCAGAGGCCAUGGAGGUCCUGAGGACUGUCGCUGCUCAGCAGCAGGCAAACAAUCAAGCUGAUCAGCUUGCCUCACUCUCCUUGAAUGAAAAUCUUGUCUCUUGAGUAAUGACGUGCUGACUUUACUUAAUUAGAAUGGACUUUACUUUCUUUGGCAAACAUUAUAUUUCUUUACCUUUUGAAAUUUGGUUAUCAUACUCUUUAUCCAAGAUUCCUAGUAUUUGCUUGGAAAGUAGGAUGUGGAUUUUUCUUGAAUUUGUGGUGAACUUCAUUUGCAUUAUUUUGAACAUAAAUUUUCCCCCC
Molecule: messenger RNA, 2142 nt
Organism: Tripterygium wilfordii
Lineage: Eukaryota; Viridiplantae; Streptophyta; Magnoliopsida; Celastrales; Celastraceae
Product: polyadenylate-binding protein 2-like
Exons: 9
Coding region: 1-1944 (647 amino acids)
Cellular component (GO): cytosol; nucleus; ribonucleoprotein complex
Molecular function (GO): poly(U) RNA binding; poly(A) binding; mRNA 3'-UTR binding
Source: RefSeq, a predicted model, not a curated record